GAUGCCAAGUGUAUGACUUUGGAGACCUGAAUUUCACUCCAGUUCCCAACGAUGAACUGUACAACAACCUGAUCCUAUACCCACGGUCGGUGGGUUUAGCCAGCCAGGUGCUGGCUGAUACUGUAAGCAGAGCAGUAGCUGCUGGGCACAGCUGUGUGACUAUAGGCGGUGAUCACAGCUUGGCACUUGGUUCUGUCAGUGGCCAUGCGCGGCAAUGCCCACACCUUGGUGUGAUCUGGGUGGAUGCACAUGCUGAUAUAAACACCCCUCUCACAACUCAGUCUGGAAGCCUCCAUGGACAACCUCUCUCAUUUCUCUUGAGAGAGCUUCAAGAUAAAGUACCACAACUUCCUGGCUUUUCCUGGCUAAAGCCCUGCCUUUCAGCUUCUGAUAUUGUGUACAUUGGUUUGAGGGAUGUGGAUCCUGCUGAAUACUAUAUUUUGAAGAACUAUGACAUCCAGUAUUUUUCAAUGAGGGAUAUUGAUCGCCUUGGAAUUCAGAAGGUUAUGGAAAGAACAUUUGAACAACUUAUGGGCAGGAGACAGAGACCAAUUCACCUGAGUUUUGACAUUGAUGCUUUCGAUCCCUCACUGGCUCCAGCAACUGGGACUCCUGUCCUAGGUGGAUUAACUUACAGAGAAGGCAUGUACAUCGCAGAGGAAAUACACAACACAGGAAUGCUUUCAGCUGUAGACAUGGUUGAAGUCAAUCCACUGCUUGGAGCUUCUCAAGAGGAAGUGAAUGCAACUGCUAGUCUGGCAGUUGAUGUGAUAGCAACGUGCUUUGGGCAGACAAGGGAAGGAGCACACACCGCUUUUGAUGAACUCCCAACACCCAGUUCUCCAGAUGAAUCUGACAGUGAAGAGCAAGUGAGGAUUUAA
This is a messenger RNA of Nestor notabilis (Kea), 881 nucleotides long. It is a transcript of the gene ARG2, whose product is annotated as arginase 2. The record is from RefSeq and is a predicted model, not a curated record. The transcript has 6 exons. NCBI's taxonomy places the organism in Eukaryota, Metazoa, Chordata, Aves, Psittaciformes, Psittacidae. Gene Ontology annotation, cellular component: mitochondrion; cytoplasm. Gene Ontology annotation, molecular function: manganese ion binding; arginase activity. The annotation marks the transcript as partial.